AUGAAGCCACGCGGCUCCCCAAAAAGCAGCGGGAUCUCAGCCCAGCCGAGGCACGGGGAGACCCCCGGUGGUGACAACACCAAAGGGACCCCCCCGGACACCCCCGUGUCACCCCCCUGGCGCAGCGGUGUGGGGGUAGAGCGGCAUCGCCCGGCGCUGGGGGAGGAUUUCCCCACGCGGGAUCGGGCCCGGUGCCACCCGUGGGGUGUACUUGUGUCCCCCCACAGCGCGGGGGGAGGCACAGGAGGUGGCAUACCCGCGGGGACACGCGGGGACACGCGGGGACACCCGAAACUCCCCGGCCCCGCCGCUACGCCGGGGAAUCCCCGCCUGAUGCCGGGGUCUCCCCGAGAAAAUCCCUCCGCAGAGCCCCACCGGGACGCGCCGCUGGAUCCCGGGGAUACGGCGACAACCCCGAUGUCCCCAAGGGUGGCAGAGACAGCCGUGAUCCCCCCCCCCCCAACCCCGCCGCGACACCCCCAACCCAAGGGGGGGGGACCCUCAUCCCCAUCCCGCCCGCCUUGGGAGGGAACGCGCAGCCGGGGACACCCACCCUACCUUCUUGGGGUUCGUGGGGCUUGCCUGGGGGGUCCCGGGGGGUGCAGAGGGGGGGUCCUGGCUCCCCACCCCCCCUUCUUUGGUCGCCACCGCGCCGGCGUCCCCAGACAAAGCCGCUGCGCCGGGUUCUCCCUGCGCCUCCCCCACGCGCUCGGCUCAGCCGAAAGGACAAAGCCGCUCCGCCUGGCUGCCCCCGCCGGGCCACCACCGACCCCCUUCCCGGGGCCACCCGCGGGGGGACACGGCCGUGCCCGCCGCCCCUGGCACCGCCACAAAGCCCUCCGAGAGCGAGGGGUCCCCCCAAAGCUGGCACACGCCCUCGUAGAGCCCCGCGCUCCCGCUGCAGGGCGGGGGUCCCCAUGGCUGAGGAGGGGUCCCCAAGAUCCCCCACCCAGCACAGGGGUGGGCCAAGGUCACCCGGAAGGUGGCGAGGAGGGGGAAGGUCCCCGUGUGUCCCCACGGUCCCCGCCUCGACGUCGAGGGCACGAAGGCCACGCGGUGCCAGAACCCGCCCGGAGCCCCCGGACAUCCCCGUUGUCCCCACACCCCCACGCGCGGGGUACCCCCCCCCCGCCGCUGCCACCCCCGGGUGUCCCCUCCGCCGCUGUCACCUCCCCCCUCGCCCUCUCACUUGCCACGGCCCCGUGCUACGGGGGAGCGUCGGGGGUCCCGGUGGGCGGCGGGGACACGCACCGGGGGGCGCGGGGGCGGCGGGCGCUGCCGGCUCUCGGCUCGGCGGAGCGACACUGGUGA
This is a messenger RNA of Cinclus cinclus, 1311 nucleotides long. Its product is annotated as basic salivary proline-rich protein 4-like. The transcript is spliced from 2 exons. The record is from RefSeq and is a predicted model, not a curated record. Bases 1 to 1311 code for a protein of 436 amino acids. NCBI's taxonomy places the organism in Eukaryota, Metazoa, Chordata, Aves, Passeriformes, Cinclidae.